GUCAGUGUAGUGUAUCAUUCACCGCAAGAGAAAAAUUGAAAUCGUGUUGCAAUUUGCUGGCUUAAUUACUUUAUUUCCCUUCUAACAAGGGCAUCAGUAAUAUAAUUCUUAUAGAUCGCCAAAGAUGUCCGUCGACAAGGAGGAACUGGUGCAACGCGCCAAGUUAGCGGAGCAGGCUGAACGAUACGACGACAUGGCGGCCGCAAUGAAAGAAGUUACGGAAACCGGCGUCGAACUCAGCAAUGAGGAAAGAAACCUUCUUUCUGUUGCUUAUAAAAACGUAGUGGGCGCCCGGCGGUCAUCAUGGCGAGUAAUCUCCUCCAUUGAACAGAAAACCGAAGGCUCAGAAAGAAAACAACAGAUGGCAAAAGAAUAUAGGGUUAAAGUAGAAAAAGAGCUCAGAGAAAUCUGCUACGACGUUUUGGGCUUACUUGAUAAACACCUUAUCCCUAAAGCUAGUAAUCCAGAAAGUAAAGUAUUUUACCUUAAAAUGAAGGGAGAUUACUACAGGUACCUAGCAGAAGUGGCCACAGGAGAAACCAGAAAUUGUAAGUUAUUUUCUCUACAGCAUUUAACAUAUUUUGGAUUCAUUAAAUAAACAUAUUUUGUCAGUUUUGGAAUAGAUUGAGUUGUAAAUCAUAAACUUAGAUUGUUAACACCCCUUUACAUUACAGCUGUUGUAGAGGAUUCACAGAAAGCAUACCAGGAUGCUUUUGAAAUCAGCAAGGCGAAAAUGCAGCCCACACACCCAAUAAGGCUCGGGUUGGCGUUAAAUUUCUCCGUGUUCUAUUAUGAGAUAUUAAAUUCACCCGACAAGGCGUGUCAGCUCGCCAAACAGGUCAUUAUUUGUGUCAGUUAUGCAUAGGCUCUGUGCUGGCUGGCACGAGGGUGAGCACCCGCGGCGCUAACUUGCUCGCUUGUCCCCAGCCGUCGUGGAGGACUCGCAGAAGGCAUACCAGGAGGCGUUCGACAUCGCCAAGGCCAAAAUGCAACCGACUCAUCCCAUCAGGCUCGGUCUCGCGCUCAACUUUUCCGUAUUUUAUUACGAGAUUAUCAACUCCCCUGCGCGGGCGUGCCACUUAGCUAAACAGGUUUAUUCAUUGCACAUUCUGCAGUGUAUUCAACCUUUUGAUGAUGCAUCCCCUUACUAACUUAUAGAAUAGUCAUCUUACGUGAUAUCGCAUGACUGAAAAUGUUUUCGAACUUAAUUUAGAUGUAUUUAAAAAAUUGUAAAUUCACUAAUCUUGUCUUGGCAUGGCCAUGUUGAAAGCAAUUAACCUUUUAAUACUCGAUCCAGCCAGCAUCUAGAGUGUUUUAACUUGUGAAUUUAUAAAUAUAUUUGAUGUUGUUUUAAGUGUAUAGUGGGCUAUUGUAUGUUAUUAGUGGAAAGAAAGGAUGAGCAUGUGAGCGCUGUUUAUGUUGCAGGCAUUCGACGACGCGAUCGCCGAGCUGGACACACUAAACGAGGACUCUUACAAGGACUCUACGCUGAUCAUGCAGCUCCUGCGGGACAACCUGACGCUGUGGACGUCGGACACGCAGGGCGACGGCGACGAGCCGGCUGAGGGCGGCGACAACUAAUGCCGGCGCGCGCCGCCCCACUCGCAUUUGUUCUCAUCGGUGUUUUGUAAGAAACGAGCAACAUUCGAGAACGUCGCGCGGCGCGGCCGUCCCCUGCUGCCGCCGCGAGCCGUCGCUUGUAAAAAUGUUAAACAUGUCAUUCGCAGCGGACCUUCACGUUCCGUCUAAAAUUAAAUGUUAUGUGUCAUCUUUGACGAUUUUGUAUUUCUGUAUUUACACUGGAUUACAGAUAUCGAGCUGACCUGAUGAAUAUAAAUAUUUAUAACUUAAGUUAUUAAAAUUACGGUUUCUUAAGUUAAAAGUGUUUUCCUUUAUUAUUAAAAUGAACUCGACAGCCUGGUCGGCCCCAAAGUAACAUUCCUUUCGCCGCAUGUCCGCAGUGAAAUGGAGAUCAUGAUGGUGAAUGUUUUGAAAAUUAUGCAAUUAGUUUAUAAAAAUUGUUAAAGUGCGCCCAAUAACCCAAUUAAACCUAGAUUGUCAUAAUAAAUCCACAAACUGUAAUGGCUGUAUCAAAUUAGGGCACAAAAAACUUGUUAGUGUCUUUUAUGUGGUUUUUUGUGAUGUCCUCGAUUAAUUUAAAUAUUACCAAAGCGAAACUUACAUUGACAUUAACCAAUUUGUUGUGCCCAUCACUGAUUAAUAAUAGCAUUCUGAAUUUUCAGGCAUUUAUUAGCGAAAUAGUUUUUGUGAUGGACAAUUAUUGUAACAUUUCUGCUGCAUUUUAUCAGCCAUUAAUCUAUUAUAUUUUUCAUGUUUUCACCAAUAAAUUUUUGUAUUAAAUACAAUUUUUAGUUUUAGAACCAAUAUUUAAAUAAACCGUCACCUGUUAACCCCACAAAAGAUUUUUGUCUAAGAAAUGCAUUUUUAACUUUACCUUGUGAUUGGUUUAAAUGGGCGAAGAAGAUGAAUUCAUUUAAUGACUAAAAACCCCUUUCACAUAUUCACAUAUACCAUCACGUUAACCUUAUUCCUGUUUAUAAGACCUUACAUGCGUGUCGUCUCUAUGCAAUUUCGUUCAUGAUGCAUUCUAUUUAUUUUGCGCAUAUCGUGCAACGUAGGGUAGAUAUAAUCUGUAAAAGUGUUCUAUUAUUUUGAUCUUACAUUUUUCAAGAUUAGAUACCUCCCUCUUACCUAUAUCCGGUGUGAUCUGGUUUUGAAGGGUAUAGAGAGCCAGCAUAAUUACAUGAUGUUUUUUUAUAUUUAUUUUAAGUUGCCGGGGGAGGGCAAACACGCAUGUUAGUUUCUAUUUCACGACUAUGGAUUGGUAUUUUAAAAACGAAAUACAUAGCUGAAAGUGUUUCAUGUUCUUUAAAUAAUUCAUAAGAGUCUUAAAAGAAACUUUAAUACCUACCUUUAAUUUUACAAUUAAGGGAAGUGCAUAUACAGGGUUAUUUUUCAAAGAGUAGCCAAACUUUAAAUUUUAGCUCAAAUAUAUAAAUGAUAUACCGUUAUUGCAGGUUUUGAAAAUACGAGUAAAUAAGACUUUUUUGUACUACUUUAUUUUAAAUCUUAUUAUAUGAUUUAUGGGUAACGUUUUUACUACCGAUCGACCCUUACGAAUGUGUGCGCGCGCAAAAUCUGUUAAAAUAAUACGAGGGUGGAUUGAAAAGUACUCGGCCUAACACAGAUCCAUUCAAUUCUAAAAAUCAAAUCUACCCACAUUAUUUAGUUCAGUUCAGACUAGUUCAUUGUGUGAAGUUCGAAACGUGUGCGAUAAUUAGUUGUGAUUUUAUAGAUUUAUUAACAAAGUAAUCGGACAUAAUUUCCGCGAAUGGAGCAAAUCGAGCAGCGUGCCGUCAUUAAGUACCUCCAUAAGAAGGGGCUAUCAUCAAAAGCCAUCCAUGAUGACAUGGUCAGUACAUUAGGCGAUUGUGCUCUGUCAUAUUCAUCCGUCAAAAAAUGGAUAGCAGAAUUUAAGCGUGGUAGAGAGAGUGUGAAAGAUGAACCCCGCUCUGGAAGGCCUUCGACGUCAACUACUGACGAAAAUAUUAAAAAAGUACUUGAUUUAAUAAUGGGAGACCGCAGAUUAAAAAUUAGAGAGAUAGCCGAGAUUAUAGGCAUCUCUUAUGAACGAACUCAAAACAUCAUUGUCAACGUUGGGUUGGGUUUCCACAAGGUGUCUGCGAGGUGGGUUCCGCGACUGCUUUCAGUUGAACAAAAAAGGACGCGAUUGACUAUUUCACGCGACUGUUUGGAGUUAUUUGAAGCCGAUGCAGAUGAUUUUUUGAAUCGUUUUGUUACUAUGGACGAAACAUGGGUUCAUUACUGUACACCGGAAACAAAACAACAAUCAAAACAGUGGAGAAGACCUGGUUCACCACCCCCUAAAAAGGCUAAGUCGAUUUUGUCGGCAAAUAAGGUGAUGGCUUCAGUAUUCUGGGACUCGAAAGGUGUGAUUAUGAUUGAUUAUCUUGAAAGGGGUCAGAAUAUAAGCUCUGAUUACUACUGCACCUUACUACGUCGUUUACGAGAGGAAAUAAAAGAAAAACGUCGAGGAAUGCUCAGAAGAAAAGUCCUGUUUCAUCAAGAUAACGCCCGUGUUCACACGUCAGUACAGUCAAUGGCUGAAAUUCACAACUGUGGCUUUGAACUGUUACCGCAUCCGCCGUAUUCACCUGAUCUGGCACCAUCAGACUUCUUUCUGUUCCCUAACCUAAAAAAGCACUUGGGAGGUCAAAGAUUUUCGACAAACGACGAGGUCAAAGCAGCUGUAGACGCAUAUUUUGACUCUAAGGAAGAAUCAUUUUUUUUCAACGGUCUAAAUGCUUGGAAGGGGAGGUGGCAAAAGUGUAUUGAAGUUGAUGGUGAUUAUGUAGAAAAAUAAAAAUAUAACUGAUUUAGUAUUUGUUUAUUUUCUUGGUUAGGCCGAGUACUUUUCAAUCCACCCUCGUACAUACGCAUUUUUAAUUUAAACUAC
Messenger RNA from Parnassius mnemosyne (clouded apollo), 4498 nucleotides. NCBI's taxonomy places the organism in Eukaryota, Metazoa, Arthropoda, Insecta, Lepidoptera, Papilionidae. The record is from the annotation of a GenBank genome assembly.